AAUUUCAUCCAUACUCAAAGCUAAAGUACUCAUUUGCAUACUAAUUAAACAACUUCGAAUCACGUUUACUUGAAAGACAGACUUAGGGCGAAGAUGGCGACUUUGGAAGAAGGAGCGUUGAUUAGCUGUCACUCCGUCGAGUUAUGGCAACAACUCUAUGAAAAGCACAAACAAAUUAAAAAAUUGUUGGUUGUGGAUUUCACAGCCUCAUGGUGUGGUCCAUGCCGUAUGAUGGCACCGAUCUUUGCCGAAUUAGCUAAAAAGUUUCCCGAUGUUAUCUUCGUUAAGAUCGAUGUGGAUGAACUAAAAAGCAUUGCUGAGGAUUUCUCAGUGGAGGCAAUGCCAACAUUCAUGUUUCUUAGAGAUGGAGAAGUAGUGGACAGGAUUGUGGGUGCUUCCAAAGAUGAACUCCCCAAGAAAAUCGAGACUCUUAGGGGACCAGCUGCAUAAGCGUAGCACAAAUACAUAUUAAUGACUUACUUGUCUCUAAAGUGUCAUUCUAAGCAUGUUUAUGACUUAUUUCUAUGAUGUGAAGAAGACCAGUAAAUAUUAGAAGAUAUGUGUUAUAUGUACAAUAUUUUGUUUCAACUGCCAUAAGUUAUAUCUUGUGGAAAAGAACAUUAAAUAAUUGGUAAUUGUAGUUUAA
Messenger RNA from Lactuca sativa (garden lettuce), 646 nucleotides. Its product is annotated as thioredoxin H1. The record is from RefSeq and is a predicted model, not a curated record. Lineage: Eukaryota; Viridiplantae; Streptophyta; Magnoliopsida; Asterales; Asteraceae.